AAGGCUACUUCACGUUGCAGGUGAGUCGAUCGCGAGUUUGGAGAAAGGCAGAAGAGAGGAAGGGGGAGAUGGGGAACGUCAAAGAGGCGCGCAGCCCCCUAAUUCUCCACAACGCCUUCCUCGUCACCAUGGACCCCGCCGCCCGCGUCUUCCGCGACGGCGCCCUCGUUGUCGUCGGCGACCGUAUCCAGGCCCUCGGUCCCUCCGCCCAGAUUCUCCGUGACUUCUCCCACCUCGCCGCUGCCGAGUCGAUCGUCGACCUCGGCUCCCGAUUCCUCCUCCCAGGGUUCGUCAACACGCAUGUGCACUCGUCGCAGCAGCUGGCCAGGGGCAUCGCCGACGACGUGGACCUGAAGACGUGGCUCCAUGAGCGAAUUUGGCCGUACGAAUCUCGCAUGACGGAGGAGGACUCCUACCUCUCGACGCUUCUCUGUGGGAUCGAGCUCAUCCAUUCCGGAGUAACCUGCUUUGCUGAAGCAGGUGGGCAGCACGUUAGUGGAAUGGCCAGGGCAGUAAAAGAAUUGGGCCUGCGUGCAUGUUUAACGCAAUCCACUAUGGACACAGGUGAUGGAUUGCCUGAAAACUGGAGUGCAUCUUCUACUGAUGAUUGUAUUCAGUCUCAGAAGGAACUUUACAAGAAGCAUCAUAAUACAGCAGAUGGUCGUAUCAGAGUAUGGUUUGGAUUGAGACAAAUUAUGAAUGCAACUGAUCAGUUAUUGCUCAAAACAAGAGAUGUGGCUGAGGAACUGAAGACAGGCAUCCAUAUGCAUGUUGCAGAAAUUCCUUAUGAAAAUCAGCUUGUGAUGAACACCAGAAAAAUUAAUCAUGGUACAGUAACAUACUUGGAGAAAAUUGGUCUUCUACGGAGCAACUUGUUGGCAGCUCAUUCUGUUUGGAUAAAUGAAGAAGAGUUUCUUUUACAGAUCGAAUUCUUCUCUAAGGCUGGUGUGAAGGUUUCUCACUGCCCUGCUGCUGCAAUGCGCAUGCUUGGGUUUGCUCCUGUAAAAGAAAUGCUUGAAGCUGGUAUUUGUGUAUCUCUUGGUACAGAUGGGGCACCAUCCAACAAUAGGAUGAGCAUUGUUGAUGAGAUGUAUCUAGCUUCACUUAUAAAUAAAGGUCGAGAAGCUUAUAUGAAUGGGCAAACCAACCCAACUGCUCUACCUGCUGUAGCAAUUUUAGAGAUGGUCACAAUAAAUGGUGCAAAAUCAGUGCUAUGGGACAAUGAGAUUGGGUCUCUUGAGGUUGGCAAAAAGGCUGAUAUGAUAGUUGUGAAUCCUUUUUCAUGGACCAUGGUUCCUUUGCAUGAUCGCAUCUCUAGCCUCGUCUACUGCAUGCGAACAGAGAAUAUUGAUUCAGUCAUGUGCAAUGGUCAGUGGAUUAUGAAGGAUCAUAAGAUCUUGAAUGUAAAUGAGGAAGAAGUAACAUCGCUAGCAAUGCAAGCUUCAGAUGAUCUUCUGAGGAGAGCGGGAAUCUAUCUUCCAAAAAGAAUGAAUUAUCUGUAAAUAUAAAUUCAUGAAUGUUUAUAAUGUUCUAGUAUAUAUAAAAAUAUGUAAUAUACAUAUGUGUCCGUGAUAAAUAAAUGCUGUUUGGGUUGAGAUAAUAAUGACAGUUAUUCUGCA
Messenger RNA from Musa acuminata subsp. malaccensis (wild Malaysian banana), 1619 nucleotides. Lineage: Eukaryota; Viridiplantae; Streptophyta; Magnoliopsida; Zingiberales; Musaceae. The record is from RefSeq and is a predicted model, not a curated record.